Molecule: messenger RNA, 1767 nt
Organism: Malassezia vespertilionis
Lineage: Eukaryota; Fungi; Basidiomycota; Malasseziomycetes; Malasseziales; Malasseziaceae
Gene: GCD1
Product: Translation initiation factor eIF-2B subunit gamma
Exons: 1
Coding region: 1-1767 (588 amino acids)
Biological process (GO): cytoplasmic translational initiation
Cellular component (GO): guanyl-nucleotide exchange factor complex; eukaryotic translation initiation factor 2B complex
Molecular function (GO): translation initiation factor activity; guanyl-nucleotide exchange factor activity
Source: RefSeq, a predicted model, not a curated record
AUGGUGCCGACGCAAGCGCCGCAUCAUGCACGGUUUCAGCCGGUGAUUUUCAGCGAUGCCGGUACGACAUUAUACCCAUUGUGCGAGACGCGCUCCGAGCCGCUGCCCAAGGCGCUCGUUCCCGUGCUCAACAGGCCCAUGAUCGCUUUUCCGCUCCAGUGGCUCGUCUCUGCGGGCUUUCGCGCUUGCUUGCUUGUCGCGCCCAUUGCCGAGCACUCGGCGCUUGCUGCUGCGCUGCGCACGCUGUCGCUGGUCGCGCCGAAUGCAGACACCGAGUACUCCGCCAAGCCCAACGUUGCCGUCACAGCGCGCAAUGUGGGGCCGACGCUCGUCGGCACCGAGUCCAGCUCGCCGAGCAAGCCCGUCAUGCACGUCGAGCUCGUUCCUUUCGGGCCGAAGCCUGGCGAGAGCGUGCGCAGCCUCUGGCAUCCAAACACCCCGCUCACGCGUGCGCGGUGGGGCACCGCGCAAAUCUUGUACUGGCUCGCAGCCACACGCAAGCUCGAGCUCGACCCGUUGAUCGUGCCGCUGGACCUCAUCGCACCCGACACCCCUCUUUCGGCGCUCAUUGCGACACAUCUGAGCUCUAUGCCCGAUCCACCCACACUCAGCUGCCUCUUUUACGAGCGCGGUGCGGGCGAAGGCACGGGCAAAGACCGCGAGCGCGACGGGCCUGCGAAUUUGUUUUCUGUGUAUGCGCGCACUCCGCUGCGCGUCCAGGAAGGCACGCUGCCGAGCCCAGGUGCACGCCGCGACGUGAUUUCUGUCCAUGCUCCGCUCCUCGUCAUGGACUCGGACGACGUCUUGGACAAGAACGCAUCGGACUUGGAGCUGCGCAUGAGUCUGUUGUGGAAGCAUCCGCACGCACGUGUAAGCACAACCUUGCUCGACUCCCUCGUGUACAUUGUGCGCCUAGCACCGCUUCUCCCGCUCCUCGAAAAACACCCGGAGCUGAACAAUAUCAUCGAGCAGCUCGUUCCUUUUAUGAUUAAAUGCAGCUGGCAAACGCGCCUCAGCAAAAAAGCCGCGUGGAAUGUGCCGCUGGACGCUGCCGCGACGAAUAGCAUUCCCGAUACUUCGCUCGAGCUGUCGAAUACCAACGUGCCCCCGCCGUGGAUGAGUAUCACAGAGUCAGACGCUGCUUGGGCUCCGUACCACCCACGCUGCGAGCUCGUUAUCCAGCGCCUGCGUCCUGGAUUGCAGCGCUCUCUGCCGCCUGCCGCCGAACUGGAAAAGGUGCGCGCCGGGAUGCCUGGCGAGGAAUCGUUUAUCGCACGCGCGAAUACCGUGCCGACGUACUUGGAGUGCAAUCGAUACCUGCUGCGCCACGCGACCUCUCCGGAAGGCCUCGCCCACUUCUCGCUCCCCAGCGUUUCUGGCACUGGAUCUCUACCAUACGAGCCAAACAGGGACACCGACAGCUCCAUCCAUCCCCGCGCACAGCUCUCAGCAGACUGCAUGGUCGGCGCAGGGGCGAAAAUUGAAGAGCGCGCGACAAUCAAACACUCGAUCCUCGGGCGGAACUGCGCCGUGGGCAAAGGCGCGCGUAUUAUGCGCUCCGUUCUCAUGGACGGUGUCCACGUCGGCGAUAACGCUAAGCUCGAGAACUGUAUUGUUGGCCACGAAGCCACGAUAGGCGACCGCAGCCUGCUGCGCGAGACGGAUGUCGGGCCGCAGUACGCUGUCGCGCGCGGCGCAGAGUCGAAAAACGAAAAGCUGGUCGUGUUUGACGGCGAGACGGACGAGGCAGAUAUUCAGAUGCACUAG